AUGUCCGCCAACUCGCUGAACAAGAUCGCGCCCAACAGCCCCUCGAGGCAGAACCCCUCUGAGAUCGAGACCAGCAUCGCCAGCGCGUUGACUGACCUCGAGAACAACGUCCCCGACCUGAAGGCUUCUCUGCGCCCUCUCCAGUUCGUCUCUGCUCGCGAGAUCGAGGUUGGCCACGGACGCAAGGCUAUUGUCAUCUUCGUCCCUGUUCCCCUUCUGUCCGGAUGGCACAAGGCCCAGCAGCGUCUCACCCGUGAGCUUGAGAAGAAGUUCUCCGACCGCCACGUCCUGAUCGUUGCUUCCCGCCGCAUUCUUCCCCGCCCCAAGCGCUCCAACCGCUCGCGCACCACCCAGACCCAGAAGCGUCCCCAAUCCCGGACUCUCACCGCUGUCCACGACGCCAUCCUGACCGACCUCGUCUAUCCCGUCGAGAUUGUCGGCAAGCGUCUCCGUACCCGCGAGGACGGCAGCAAGAUCCUCAAGGUUGUCCUUGACGAGAAGGAGCGCGGCGGUGUUGACUACAGGCUCGACACCUACAGCGAGGUCUACAAGCGCCUCACUGGCAAGGGCGUCAACUUCGAGUUCCCCCAGAGUCAGCAGACCGACUACUAG
Molecule: messenger RNA, 612 nt
Organism: Alternaria ventricosa
Lineage: Eukaryota; Fungi; Ascomycota; Dothideomycetes; Pleosporales; Pleosporaceae
Gene: CRP15
Product: 40S ribosomal protein S7
Exons: 4
Coding region: 1-612 (203 amino acids)
Biological process (GO): translation; ribosomal small subunit biogenesis; rRNA processing
Cellular component (GO): cytosolic small ribosomal subunit; ribosome; 90S preribosome
Molecular function (GO): structural constituent of ribosome
Source: RefSeq, a predicted model, not a curated record